AUGGAAUCCUACAAAAAUCGACUUCCAUUAAAAACAGUCAAACUUUUCAUGUUUCAAAUUUUUCGCGCUUUGGAGUUCUGUCACGCUAGACGUAUUCUCCAUCGGGAUCUAAAACCGCAAAACCUGUUGAUAACGAAACAGCAGGAGCUGAAGCUGGCCGAUUUCGGACUUGCUCGGGCCAAAUCAAUUCCCACAAAAACGUAUUCCAGCGAAGUGGCCACUUUGUGGUAUAGACCCCCGGAUGUGCUUCUAGGGGACCGCAAUUAUUCCGGUCAUAUUGACGUUUGGGGAGCCGGGUGUAUAUUCUACGAAAUGGCCGUGGGACGAACUCCGUUUCCUGGAGAAUCAAAGGAUAAUCAGAUCCAACUUAUUUUUCAAAAACUGGGAAUUCCACCAGAAGCGUACUGGCCUGGACUAAGGGAGAAUGAGAAAUUCCAACAACUCGUAUUGACCAACACGCCAAAUAUAACUCUUUCAUCCUCACAGUUCAACUCAUCCGUCUCAAAGACAGUCACCAAGGAACCAGACGAGACGGCUGAAAUACAAGCUUAUACCAGCCACCUUCGAGGAACUUUGACCGAACGAGUGACCAGUUUAGAUAAAACUGGGAUCGAUCUGCUCACCCAAUGUCUCCAUUUACUUGGUAGUCGACGCAUAACCGCUGAAGACGCUUUAACACACCCUUAUUUUGAUGGCAUACUCCCCAAAGGUAUACGUGUUCAACAACUCAGUCCAGAACAAUCUGUGAUAGUCAAUCCAGAUGAAUUAUCACAAAUUGGAACGAACAAAUCCAAAAAGGAACCCAGUUAUAAUAAUUUUAUGCUCAAGAAACAGCUGGCGGCUAGCAUGGAUGAUGUUCGUAUUGCUUCUAGUCUCAAAAGCCGAGGUGCCUAUGAUGAAGGCUAUGUAUUGCAGCCACCAAUAAAAUCAAAAAGUCGGAGCUCGCACUGUAUGUUUUCUCAGAUGAAUUCUGACAAUCCGAUUGAUGAAACCCAAAUAAAAAGCAAGCCUGCGCGAGGUAGUUCUUUUAAUGAAACCGCAAAGGAUUUACCCGAAACUGGCAGAGAUCUAGCCUUUCGUCCGCGUCCAAGUCUAAUAGUCGACGCGUUAAAUUCGAAGUUGUUGGUUACGAUGUUUCGACGUACCGGAAUGAAAAUCCAGCUACACACACCCGCGAUUCGUACGCCUCUUUCAAUGGAGACACGCAUGGUUUCAAUGAAAUACGGGAACUACCGCAGCUUUCGAGUUCAUCCGUUUCAUCUUCUGUGUGGCCCGUCGUGA
This is a messenger RNA of Echinostoma caproni, 1281 nucleotides long. NCBI's taxonomy places the organism in Eukaryota, Metazoa, Platyhelminthes, Trematoda, Plagiorchiida, Echinostomatidae. The record is from the annotation of a GenBank genome assembly.